UGGACUUGCUGGUUACACCUCACAAGGCCACAGACUUGACGGUGGGCAAAAUCUACGCCGCCAUGAUGAUCAUGGAAUACUACCGGCAGAGCAAGACGAAAAAGCUGCAGGCCCUGCGAGAGGAACAGGCCAUGUCAUGUAUCUCACACAGAACCGAACGCCAUUAAUGUUUCAGCGCAUGGAGCCGCCCUCUGAGGGAGGGGGCACGGACGGCCAGGGGGGGCAGGGCCAGAACGGCCUCUCCAGCACCCAACCAGACAACAUCAACAGCAUACCUCCCGAGGGUGGCAUGACUGAGAGCCAGUCGUGGGUAACAGCUAAAGCCCAGGAAAUGUUCCAAAAGACGGGUAACUGGAGCCCUGACAGACCCUACCCCGAUGACCUUCACGACAACCGUCACAACCCCCAGACGGUAGAGAUGAGGGAGAUGGGGCGGGACGGGUACUCCGACACUGAGCCCUAUCACCCAAUGGAUGGGCAUGGGCGGACCCUCUCCAUGCCCCGCCUCUCGGCAGACAACCAACGGAGGAGACACAGGCCUCGCGGAAAUAACCUCAGUACCAUCACUGACACAAGUCCAAUGCGUCGCUCUACGUCUAGCCUAGUCCACGGGCGUACAGGCAGGGGCGUGAGACUGGAUGACUACUCCCUGGAAAGGGUGGUGUCUGAGGAAGGCAGACAUGGAGGACGCAGGCACAGGGACAGAAGCCACCGUACCUCACAGCGCUCGCUGACCAGAUACACUGACGCAGACACAGGCCUGGGCACAGACCUCAGCACCACCACACAGUCAGGUGACCUGCCACCCAAGGAGCGCGAGCGGGACCGUGGCCGGACCAAGGACCGUCGUCACCACCAUCACCAUCACCAUCAUCACGGUUCAAUAGACAAGGAACGCUACAGUCAUGACCGCCACGAUUACUCCCACAGGCAUCCCCAUGACCGCCACUGGUCCCGGUCACCCAGUGAGGGACCUGAUGGACGAGGUCACAGACAGGGCAGUAGUUCGGUGAGCGGCAGCCCGGUUCCCUCCACCUCGGGGACCAGCACUCCAAGGAGAGGCCGCCGCCAGUUGCCUCAGACCCCUGCCGUCCCACGUCCACAUGUCACCUACUCCCCCGCUGUUCGCAAGCCCAGCUAUGGCCCCCCAGGGCCAGGCCGCCUGCGUUCACCCUCUCCACGACACUUCUCCCCUCCAGACCAUGACAGAGGCUACCACCACCGACCCCCGUCACGCCACGCCUCUCCCCACCAUGGGGGGUCCUCAUCCCGGCAUGGUUCGCCACGUUCCCCUAGGCACCAGUCCCCACGCUCGCCGCUCCACGGCUCGCCCAGGUCCCCUCACCGAAGCCGCUGGAGUGGGCCUCCACCUGGGGACAGCCUGGAGGGUGACGGGCCCUUCUACGAGAGAGAUUAUGAGUAUGAGCGGCACCAUGAGCCUCCCGCCUAUGAGCAGAGCCUCUCCCACGGCAACCCUCACCCACAUGGAGGGAAUCCUCACCCACACCAACGCUCACCUAGGACUGCCCGCCAUGGGCCCCCUCCACCCCCUCACCCACAUCCACGUAGGGUACCCAAUGGUUACCGCUCAUCCUCACCUUCCCCACAUCGACGGGGACCACCAGGGGUACCGCCUCACCCACACCACCGGCCUCCCCAUGCCAGAGGGCCCCGCAAGGGCCUGCAUGAACCCUAUAGUGAGACGGACGAGGAUGACUGGUGCUAGCGACCACAAAGAGCAUGGGAUAUGGCAGGAGAGGAGAAAACAAACAGCAGUCUCCAGUGCUGUGGCCUUGGAUAUGUAGACUUAAAAACAAAACAAAAAACAAAAAGUAGUGGUGGUAAAAAUGCUGGGAGGGGUUGGAUACCCUCAAAAACCCUCUACCUUCAACCCUCAGACUAUGACCGUGCACGGGGUGGAGGGGUGGGGGACUGCAGAAAAGACUUUUACACAUUUUGUGUAAGACUCAAAUCAGUGACAUAGCAGCACUCGGGUAAAAAGAAAAAGAGACCGCCAAGGCCCGGACACAGUUUACCUCUGCCUCUCUCAGUCUCAGAACUACACUUUCCAGAAUCAGCCUUGAUCCUCAAGACCUGGCUGCAGGAGGAGAAGAAAGGUGUGGGAAUGGAAAGCAAGGGAGGAGCAUGAGGUUAUUAGAAUGUGCUCACUGCGUGUUACGAGACCCAAAAGCACUUCUCUCAGACUGAUGCCUGAUUGCUUAGAUUUGCUAGACGUGUGCUAUCUGUCACUGGCUAGACUGCUACUGUAAAAGCCUGAAAAUGAGCUAGUCCACUACUUGGACUUUGCUCCUAGACAGAUACGUUUAAAGAAACAUCAAUUAAUAAAAAGCCAGGACCCCCUAACCCUUACAUGCCAAGCUAUGCCUCCAGAAAAUCAAACUUGAACAAUGAAGAACACAGUGAAACUUUACAUGACAAACAGUGAAAAGAAAAAAAAAGGGAGAACAACCACUUUAUCUAGAACCUUUUUCCUAUCCAACGACAGAACCAGGAAGCUCCGCCUAUACUGCAAAAACCAGCCAAUCACAGCGCUGGCUGAUAUUUGAUGAGUUUUAUCAUCUCUGUUUACUGUUAAGGACUCACAUAGUGCUGAUGGAACUGAUGUGACAUCACUUCCUGUCCAGCAGGUGGCGGUAGUAGUGGUGGCAGGGGGAUGAGGCACAGUGUGGGCUCACUUCCUGUUCAAUUGCACUGGUGGGCUGGGCUCAGGUAACUAGAGAAGGGAGUCGGACACUUUGUCAAGCCCCUUCCCUCUCUGUUACAGAGGAUGACCUGACAGGAAAUGACAUCACACAGUUAAACAGGGCGGAGGAGAGGAGAGGAGGGAUGGGGAAAAAAAGACUAAUUUCUUCAGUAUUUCUUCUGUCAGUUACUUCUCCUUCUUGUUCUUCUUAGGACAUUGGAGCUUGGUUCUUCUGUUGCAUUCGCUCAGCCUCCUUUGAUCUUUUUCAGAGUUCAAAAUUUGAUGGAAACCUGCAUGAUUGAUUAAAUACAUACUAGAGAGGAAAUCUAACUGGUGUGGGUGGGACCUGGGGGCUUUGUAGGAAACUUUGCAUUUAGGUUUACAAAAGAAGCUCCCUUCUUUCCAACUCUGUCUCUCUCUCUCUCUCAGAUCUCAGAAGUAAUUUUUUGGUUCCUUUUUAGCUGGAGCAAGCUUUGAUGGUUGGGUAUUUUAUUUGUCUCUGUUUCUGCGCAGAGCGCUGUUACUGCAACCCGUCAAAAGACAAAGGAACAUCUUAAAGUUUCAGUUUGUGCUUGAAAAACAAGAGGGAGAAAGAGUGGGGAGAAGCGAACCUCUGCCACACUUUAUUAAUUAUUGUUAAUGAUAACACUUUUAUGAAUAAUGAUAUCAAUGUCAAUGCAAAACGAUGGUGACAAUGAUGAUGAUAAUGGUGAUGAUUGAUUGAAUUGUUGCUGUAGAUUUGUUGUCAUGUUAUUUGGAGUUAUGCUAUGUAUGCUAUGUUCAUCCUGUUUACAUCCAUUAUGUUGUUAUUCCCCAUCUGAUGACGUUUACCGGGUUCCUGAUGCCUUUCCUCGACGCUUCGAGGCAACGGCGGCUUGGGAACAUUCCCUGAGCAGCAUUGCGUGUUGUAAUGCAACUCUUAAAAUACACUUUCUCUCCAGAACGGUGGAUUUGGAGGUCCGAGGAGUCUCAGUAUCUGGCCUGCAGUGGUUCAGAAGGGGUCAGUACUCUUGUCAAGCCAACCCAAAGAUCAAUAAUUCAUGUUCAGAGCGAGAGGUCGAACGGUUUAUUGAGAGCGGCCAAAACUUUGUCUUCACUUCGCACUAAAGAGGUGCUCAGAAAAGGUUAAAGUUCUACUGAGACUGAAUUCUCCCACUUGCAGCCAAAAAAAAGCUUUUCAAUCUGUUCGGUUCUGUAUUACUUUUUUUUUUUUUUAAAGUGAGAUCACCACAGUAUUGUUGCUACAGUGUUGGUGUCAGUCAGUAUUUUUGCCACCUUAUAGCAGUGAUGAGCAUACAUUAUUUGCCCUACCUUCCCCAUCUACAGGACGGCCUCUGGGCCACAUCCUAGUUUCAAGAUCCGAAGUGAAACCUCACCUUUCACUUCUGUCUCUGCAGGAUAAUGUAAGUUAGGUCCUAGUCUUUUGCAGGAAACAGGGAUGUAGCCUGAGAGAUGAUAUCUGUCCGUUUGCCAGUCCGCCCUUCUGCUUGCUGGUCUGUGCCAAUGCUGACCCACCCUAUAACCCCUUCUCUCAGGUCUGGCUAACCAGAGUCAACUAGUCUCCCCAAUUUCAGUCAUGUGAGGUUGCAGCAAAGAUGAAACCAUUCCCCGCCGAAACCCACUUCAGUAUCCACCAGCCUUCUCUCUCCUCGUUAUCCUGUUUUGCUGUCCAUUUGCUUUGACAUCUGUUCUUUCAGCUUGGCAGAGAGUGAUGCUGAAGGUUCAGGGCAGAAACACUUAGGACUAAUAAUUUCAUCCGUACAACACUUAUUGAAUAUUCAAUGACUCUAGGACAAAAUAAAUGAUAAAGUAUAGAUAAAUAUAGUUGAUUACCUACAGAUAAAUCUAGAUAUAAUAUCGUAGAUGUAGUUAUAGACAACCGAGUAUAAUUAGAGUUUCAGAUAAAUAUUUAUUUUGCAUACGGAUCAUGUUCAUGACAAAGUCAAGACUCUAGCUACUCUUGAAACCUCGCGCUGUUUUCUUCGCAGUUUGCAAAAGCCAGAAAACAAACCCCAGUCCACGUGUUGACUCUAUGCAGACCUCAUACCCAUCCUCAUCGUAUUACUUCAGAGGUGAAACUGCGACGCUGUGGUACUGUAAAACUGACUGGAGAUACAGAUCUGGGAAAAUGUGAACAUUGGCACUAAUUUUUGCACACAUCAUGUGACAUCACACCCCAACCCCAGUGAAAUCCCUUUCAUGCACCUCUGUAACGAUCUUUUUCCUUCCAUCCUCUGGCUGAUCCCUUUUUUCCCCUCUAUGAAUUUCUGUUCUGUCCAGAGAUGUGUUGCCUCCAGGCCUCAUAUUUGAGCAUAGCAUAGGGAAGAUGGGGAUAAGGGGGGGCGGGGUUUGUUUUGCUGAUUGUUCAUUUGUUUGGUGAGCACACAGGGGCGCAAAACCCAAAACCCCUCUGUCCUCACCUACAAUCAAGAGAGGUUACGGCAGGAGGGGAAUCUUCCCCAAAGCCCCCUACAGAGCCACAGUGCCUUCUGUAUCUGAGUCACAUUUGUCACACCCCAUUUCGCCCCCCCCACCCCCACCCCUUAACCCUCUGUAGUAGAUGAGAUCAACCACACUACGCCUUAAAAGUUGAGUCCCACUGGCUCCCAUGCUAGCAUAGAAACAGGGAGAGUGGUGAUUUUGAGACUGGGCCAUGGUGAGGAAACAGUCAAAAGGCUAGACUUGAAGCAGGGAACGCAACAUCACAUCCAGAAUGGGAUGGAAGAGUUUCAAACUCCCAUUCAAACACACAGAUUUUUGUAAAAAAGUUGCCAAAUCCUAAGAGAUCCACACAGUUGGAAUCAAAGCCUUGUGGUUUUGGCCUCUAAAUGACCAUCAUUUCAGGAUCCUGCUAACUGGCUAGCCCUCUUGGCUUUGGUGUGGCACCACUCCGUGUCCAUCCCAGAGAUGUCCUGGCUCCGGUUUCAGGCGGUGUAGUGAGAGUUUUACAGAGGUGCAUAGCAGUUUGCUUACUUCUCAGGUCCCUCUAGAGUUAGGUAGCUAGAUAGAAAACGUAGCGAAGCGUCGGCUGCAUGACACGCAGGCCUCGGAUUGAGUUAUUGUAUGGUUUUACCUGGUGUGGUGUCAGAGGUUAGACCGUUAACCCCACCUUUCUCCUUUCACUAACACAUCACACACUCUGGCUCCCCACCUCUCCAUCAGCAGCCUGCCGACGCACCAACAUGCCACGCUGUUGACAGGCAGGCAGGAAAAAGCCACCUCCAUUUUGGCUCCAUGACACCACUCGCCUGUCCAGAAUUGUAACAGCAGAUCCAAAAUGGCCAACACACAAAACUGCAUUUUGGCGAAAGCAUGUUGUGUGUGAGCAUUUCCAAAAGCAAAUACCAUGAUUUAAAAAAAAAAAAUAGUGAGCAUUUUGACCUUUAUUUGUCUGCUGGUGUUUCACCUUUUUCUUUUUUUGAAGGGGGGGGGGGCUGUAAGGUUUUUUGCUCAGUCAUCACUUCUCGCUGCAUCUGCUUUGCAUCUUCACCUCUGGCUUCUGUCAUCUUUCUAAACGUGCGACUUAUCACUUUUGGAUUUUCUUCUUCCUUCUGGGACGAAGGAAAAACGAACUGAUGCACCAACCCAUCCGCUCAGUCGGCUGUGAAAUUGUGUCAGCGGGUCAGUCGUGAGGCAACAUGUCCAAAAAAAAAAAAAAACAAAAAAACAGAAAUAAGGGCUCUCUUUAAAAAGAAAACUAACAAAAAAAAACACUAAACCGUGGGUUUUAAUGUACAGUAGUGCUGCCAAAAGUUGUGCUUAUGUAGCUAAAGCCACUCUGUGGUCUCCCCCUUUGUACAGCACUAAAUGUGUGCAUGCGUGUGUGUGUGUAGGGGGUCAAGAGCAAGA
Molecule: messenger RNA, 6553 nt
Organism: Archocentrus centrarchus (flier cichlid)
Lineage: Eukaryota; Metazoa; Chordata; Actinopteri; Cichliformes; Cichlidae
Product: voltage-dependent P/Q-type calcium channel subunit alpha-1A-like
Exons: 9
Coding region: 137-1726 (529 amino acids)
Source: RefSeq, a predicted model, not a curated record